Pollicipes pollicipes is the source of this 2033-nucleotide messenger RNA. Its product is annotated as serine/threonine-protein phosphatase with EF-hands 2. Gene Ontology annotation, molecular function: calcium ion binding; hydrolase activity. NCBI's taxonomy places the organism in Eukaryota, Metazoa, Arthropoda, Thecostraca, Pollicipedomorpha, Pollicipedidae. The record is from RefSeq and is a predicted model, not a curated record. Bases 17 to 976 code for a protein of 319 amino acids. The transcript is spliced from 6 exons.
CUCCUCUGUGCUGAGAAUGCCGGAGCGGCUUCACGACAACACCAGCUCCACGGACCACAUGCGCCACAGAAUCGGCUGGAAGCAGGUGCUGGACGUGCUCUGGAGCGACCCGCAGAGCACGCCGGGUUGCGAGCCGAACGUGUUCCGCGGCGGAGGCUGCUACUUCGGCCCCGACGUCACGCACAAGCUGCUGCGCAUCAACGACCUCGACCUGCUGAUCCGGUCGCACGAGUGCAAGGCGGAGGGAUACGAGUACACGCACGACGACAAGUGCCUGACCAUCUUCUCAGCGUCCAACUACUACGGCCCCGGCUCCAACCGCGGCGCCUACGUGGUGCUGCAAGGAGCCGAGCUGCGGCCGCACUUCGUCCAGUUCAACGCCCAGACCAAGGCCAAGUACAUCCCAAUGAGGCAGCGGGUCGGCGCUCUAGAGGCCUCCGCCCUCAACGAGCUUCGGAAGAAGAUCCUCGCCUCCAAGGCGGCGCUAAUGGAUGAGUUCAGCAGACGCGACCCAGCCGAAACAGGUUUGAUAGCCGUCCACGAGUGGGUGGCGGUCAUGGAGGACCACUGCAGCCCCGGCAUCCCCUGGCGCGUGCUGCGAGAGAAAAUCGUGCCUCUGGACUCGCGUUCCUCGAAGAUAGUCUACGCCGACACGUUCGUGGGCUCUGUUUCUCCUACGAAAAGCGAGGACAGCCCCAGCGUGGUGGAGUCCCUGUACAGAAACCGAGAGCGGCUGGAGACUAUAUUCCGGAUUCUCGACAAAGACCACUCUGGGUUCCUGUCUCUGGACGAGUUCGCCGACGCUUGCUCGCUGCUCCAGAACUACCUGCACCAGCCGAUCCCCUACGACGAGAUGGUCAACAUGGCCAAGAGCAUGGACAUCAACAAAGACGGCUUCAUCGACUUCAACGAGUUUCUGGAGACGUUCCGCCUAGUGAACGUGGACGGCGGCGGAGCGGGCGGCGAGCCGCGGUGACCCAAGCAGGCCUGGUGACCCCGCCCGCUCAGCACGCUCGGCCUGACCCGCAGCUCGUCGGCGCAGCAGCGCAAGCUCGCCCCGAGGGAGCGGGGAGCGAGGGGUCGCGAGCGUAUGAGUGCGGUGGCAGUGGGGUCACGAAGACGAACGGGGAGGAGACGAGGGCGCCUGAGGUCCGGACGCACGAGUACGAGCAUAUGCGUCUGGUAGGAGGAGUGUGAGUGUGAGGGGCGAGACUAACUGAGUGAGGUCAUUCGGGCAACGCACUUUCAGCCGACUGAAGGCCUUGCGGCGUUAGCUGACCCCAGGGUAGGACCGGUACUUGCGCUGGCGGUUGGGGCGUGGGAGAAUCACUUUGACCUUUUUGGCAUGGUCGCAUGAUAACUUGGGAUUUGGCCUCAUGGAACUUGCUGUACCCGGUCCACGCACACUCCUGCCAUAUGCCGACAUAUUUAGAUGCAGUUUAUUUAAUGUGCAGAACUUGAUGGGUUUUACCUACAUGUCGCCCCAAUCAUGUUUCGUUUUUGGCAGUGGCACAUUUAAGAAUAGCUAUUCCGUGUCCUUGCUGCCUUGAUGCACUUCGUCACAAUACUAUUUUCUUAUAUGCAAGUGAAAUUUUGAAGUGACUACAAGUCACUUAGCUGAGUUGACCAUUUGAUUUUGGUGGUCACAUGCAUACUAGAAACUAGAUUCUUGCUUUGUCCAGGUGGUGCCGGGAAAAAUCAAAAUCAAUCGAAUUGUUGUUGCAGUCGGGGUGGCAUUAACCAUGUAAGUUGUUAAGUAGCUUAAGGCAUGUUUCCAAAACAUUAAUGCAUCUAUAUUUCCGUUUUCCUGGUAUUUCUACGAAAAUUGAGGCUAUUACUUUUUAUUUCAAUAAUUUAUUAUUUGUUUCGAGAGCUGAAAUCAGGCUCGAAGGCACAAAACCAUCACUGAGGUUAUUCCGAAAUUGAAUAUAUUCAGUAUUAUUCUAUAUAUCCAUGUAUACAUAAAUCUAUAUGCGCGCAUGUGCACCAAAUAACAUUUGUUCAUAUUUAGUUUUCGUUCUAUCGAAAGAAAU